Messenger RNA from Orycteropus afer afer, 1545 nucleotides. It is a transcript of the gene CFAP53, whose product is annotated as cilia and flagella associated protein 53. The transcript is spliced from 8 exons. The record is from RefSeq and is a predicted model, not a curated record. Bases 1 to 1545 code for a protein of 514 amino acids. NCBI's taxonomy places the organism in Eukaryota, Metazoa, Chordata, Mammalia, Tubulidentata, Orycteropodidae.
AUGUACAGCCAGCGGUUUGGCAUCGUACCUUGGGAGGUUAAGGGCCCCACUCCCAAAGUGGUGCUCGUGAGAGCCAGGCCACCUAGAGACCAAGGGGUUGAAUCACAUCUGGAGAGAAUCCGACGUACCCAUGAGAAGCAUCAAGCUAUUUUAUCUUCCAUUAAGACAAAUGAGCGGAAUCGCUUGAAAGUUGAGUGGGACCAGCACAAUGACCGCAAGUUUUUGGACAGCCUUGUGCAAGCAAGAAUCAAGGAUGCCAUGCAAGGGUACAUCAUCAAUACUGAAGAAAGACGAAAUAAGCUACGUGAACUUUUAGCAUCAGAAGAAAAUGAGUAUUUUACUGAAAUGCAAUUGAAAGAAGAAACAAUUGAGGUAAAAAAAGAUAGAAUGAGAGAAAAAGCCAGAUUAUUAAAAGAGAAGAAAGAAGAGGAGAAACAGACUUUUGUGGCUGAAAAGCUAGACCAGCAAUUCAGGGAAGGCUGCGAGGAGCUCCGCAGUGAAUUGAUACGUAUCCACCAGAAGAAGGUGUGUGAGGAGCGGAAGGCCCAGGUGGCAUUUAACGAGGAGAGGAAGCGGCAGAAGCUGGUGGAAGAGCAGAUGUUCGCCAGGCUCUGGGAGGAAGACCGCUUAGCUAAGGAGCAGCGGGAAGCCCUAGAGGCCAGGAGGCGGAGAGAGCGGGUGGAGAGCAUGCGCCUGGGGCUCAAUGCUCAGAUCACCGCCAGCCAGGCGCGACAGCAGGCCCUGCGGCGGCUGAAGGAGGAGGAGGGGCGCCUUGUGGAAAGUGAUAAUGCACAGGUUAAACUUGAGAAUGAACAGGAGAAGCUGAAGAAACAGAAGACAAAGCAGGAAAUUAGGACCUUUUUGCAAAAAGCCGUCCAGGAGAAGAUAGAGCACAUGCAGCAGGAAUACAGAGAAGAGCAGGACUUGGACAUGAAGCUCGUGCAAAGGGCCCUUCAAGACUUACAGAAAGAGGCAGACAGAAAGAAGCAAAAGAGGGAAGAUAUGGUAAGAGAACAGAAGAUAUAUAAUGAGUAUGUGGCACAGCGACGCAAGGAAGAAAAAGCUCUGGAGAAAGAGCUGGACAGAGUAUUAGAGGAAGAGAAAGAGAAGAAGCUGGCUGAGAAGGACAGGGAACUGAAACUUGAGAAGGAAGCAAGGAAACAGCUCAUCAGUGAGGUCAUGUGCACAAGAAAACUCCAAGUUCAAGAAAAGUUGCAACGAAAAGCCAAAGAGCAGGAAGAACGUGCUGUGGAACAGCAACGCAUAAAUGAAGGUCUGAGAGAACUUAACUGUGAAGACAGAGAGAAUUUUGCAAGGCGCUGUGGUUUGGCCCAGGAGUACAGGCAGCAACUGCAGAUGCAGGUGGCCUCCCAGCAGCUGGCCCGUGCAGCUGAGAAGGCAGAGGUGCGCCGAGAGUACGAAGCAGGGGUAGCAGCCAACAGGCUUUGCCAGGACAAGAUCCAAGAGAUCCUGAGCAGCCCCCAGGCGCUGGCCCGGAACAUUCAUCCCAUGAGGAGAGGAUGCCGGACUCAGCUGCCACUCUAG